Molecule: messenger RNA, 1920 nt
Organism: Loa loa (African eye worm)
Lineage: Eukaryota; Metazoa; Nematoda; Chromadorea; Rhabditida; Onchocercidae
Exons: 12
Coding region: 1-1881 (626 amino acids)
Biological process (GO): mitotic sister chromatid separation; meiotic chromosome condensation
Cellular component (GO): condensin complex; nucleus
Molecular function (GO): chromatin binding
Source: RefSeq, a predicted model, not a curated record
AUGUACAUAUUCAGAAUACGAGAACUGAGCGAUCACUCAGGGACGGAAGAUGAGAAAAUCGGUGGAGAGGAUAAAUUCAAUUUUGCGGAAGCAGCAAUACUUAUUCAGGGUUCAACGAUGGUAUAUGGUAAGAAGGUUGAGUAUGUUCACGGACUUGCACGAGAUUUCUACGAGCAACUCCGUGAUAAGAAGGCAUCCCGGAAAAGGAAUUCAGAUAAUAUGGAACACGUCGAAGACGACGUGGAUGAAUUUAGCCAAGAACCGGAUGAUCCUUGUGAGCUUAUUCAAUUCACAAAUCUUCGAACUGUCGAUUGGAAGACACUAAUGUUGAAGAGUGAGGCAAAACCUCCUCCCUUACUUCCACAGGUGCCGAUCUCAUUAAUGCCGCUUGCUGAUUUCGAGAAAACUAACGUGCCUCUUUACUCAUCCCGAAACCUCAAAGAACUGAUCGGAAAAAAAGAUGACUUCAUUAUCAACACUGGUUUCAUCCAUAAAAGCGGUGCUCUCCUGCUUGAUUUGGUUAAUGCAAAUCUCUUGGAUGACUUUGUGAUAGGGGAGCAAAGUUGUGACGAUUUCGGCUUUACUGAUGUACUGAUGACACCGGGUGAUGAACAGUUAGAUGUAGUUGGUAACGAGCACAUUCGUAGCUCUACUAGUGAGGUGGAGAAAGUCCGUCAUGUGACAUCUGCUACCAAUUUGAAUACGAUAACACGCCGUGAUACGAGUCACGUAGAGCUUAUUAGUGAUAUUGCUGUUGGUGUGGACAUGAUGAAGGAUGGUGCUAACAGGAAUUGUGUGCAGGAAGAAGACAAUGAAAUUGACGAUUUCGGAUUUAAUGGGCCGGCAUUUGACGAUGCUGAGGAUGGCAAGGAUGGCGGUCAUCAUCCGGCUGAUGAAGAAGUAUUCGAUGGUGCAGAUGAAGACGAGCCUGUUAUGGAUCUAUUCCGAUUACAGAAAUGCAAGCAUGCACCUUAUCGGGCCUGCAAACCUUCUUUUGUACCAGAACAAGUUGAAAAACGCCGAUUAAAAAAGAGGGAAAAGUUAGGGUUGAAAACCUUUUCCACUCUUAAUUAUUUCCUUCAACGGCAUGUUUAUCAUUCGUUACCGAAAAAAACUGGGCAUAUCCUAGACGAUGACUUCUCAAUUAUUUUCGGAAAACUUAUCCGAAAUCUGGAAAGGCAACGGAUGAAUAUAAUUAGGGAACGCGCUUUGCAAAAUGUCGGAUUAUAUCAGCAAUCAGGUGAUAUCCAGUCAGAUGAAAGUGAAAUAGAUGAAGAUGAAUAUGAAGCCGCUAACAAUGGUCAUUCUGACGACGAAAUCGAGGAUGCUCCUGAUGUGACCGGUGACGGUAAUCUGACUUUCGCUAAUAUGCCCAACGAUGACUUGGAAGAUAGAGUUCACAUUUCCUCGAUGUAUAUGAAUUUUGACAGUCCGGAUCUUCAUUUGAAACCUCCAGAACAGAUGACUUAUCAGGAUUUGCUGAAGGUUCAUUUACAAAAAUAUUGGUCAUCAGCAGAAGAAACUACAUCGAAAUUGUGCAAGCGCGUCCAACAGUGGGAAGAGAAAGUUCAGCCUUUACUGGAAGAAGAAGAAACACGUCGAGAAUUUAACAUACAUCAGUACGGUACUGAGCUCCUGGAGCAAUAUGAAGGCAUUGGACAGAAGAAGACUUUCGCUGAGUUGAUGGAAAAUGUAAGUGCGCAGUAUGAUAUCAGCCGUUACUGUUUAGCAUUAUUAAUGCUUGCAAAUACUGAAAAUAUUGAGGUGGAUUUUAACUAUGAAACUGAAUGCACAAACGAUGGUCGAGAUUUAGCGCUAAAAUUACUCAAAAAGGAACGUCAUCAUCAACAAUUUUCAAAGUCUCAUGUGCUUUCCGCUUAAGUACUAGGUGAAAUCUUUAUAAGAGUCCGAAUUUAAAAA